UUUCAGAUGAUCCACUGGGUUUUGUUUUUCAUUUCCAUCAAAUUUUGUGUGAUGGCAGAAAAGCAAGAUUUAUAGUAUUGAGUCUCCUUCUUACAAACUUCUUCAUUAGCUUAUACGUGUCUUUUUAUUAUUGGAAAGAAAAUGGAACGAUAGUGUUUUUAAAACGAUACUCAGUCAUUUAUUUUGUGUCGCCGUGGAUAUUUGCUGUGCUGACAAUAGAAACUUUCGUUAUAAAACCAGCUUUGGAGAAUUUUGAACUGGAAAAAUGUUGGGACAUCGAAACAGUUUCAAGUUCUAUGCUACCAAAACUUAAGGCAAAUAUCAGGAUCCAACGCAUUCAGUCUAUAUGGUAUAUGCUGCAAUCUGUGAGCAUUGCAGUUUUAUUUCCUCUAAUUGGACAAAUUUAUGGUCACGUGGUAUAUUCUGACAUCCAAUACCUAAUAGACAGUACUUCGGUAUCAAUAUCAACAUAUGUUAUCAUGAGCAUAGUUCUUCAUAUAAUUCAUCAGAUUGCAGGAUUUUACGGUAUAGCAGCGUAUAUUUUACUGAAAUAUGUUGUACAGACAGUUGUUAUUCAGCUCAAUAUUCUGGCCAAUUAUAUCCAACAAGUAAGUGGAUAUGAUGAUGACGAUCAUUUAUCAGUAAAAAAACAUCUCCGAAUUUGUGCUAUUCAUCAUACAUUACUUCUAAGAAUGUUCAAGAUUAUACAGGAGUUUACUUAUUCUCCGUUUUUAUUUAUGUUAUUUUUUGGUCAACUAGUGCUACUUUGUUGUAUAAUAUAUUUAUAUUACAAUCUGAAAGUACAUGAUAUAUUUCAAAUUGGUUCCAUAUUACUUUUGAGUUACGUAUUGGCUAUGGAUUGUUGUCAGGGUGGACAAGAUGCGACUGAUGCUUUUGACGAAUUCACACUUAAUAUUCUUAGACUUAAAUGGUACAAAUGGAAUGAAGUUAAUAAGAAGGUUCUACUCAUUAUGCUUUCUCGCACUCAAAGAGAAGAAAAGAUGGCUACUUUGGGUUUAUGCUUUGACAGAACACUAAUGGUGAAGAUUAUGAAAUUUUCGUAUCAAGCAAUGCUUAUAUUCUUCAAAUUGACUCAAGAUGAAUAACUCCUAGAGCUACAGAAUUGAUGCAUAUGAUAUCUACUAUGAUAUUUCCCUUGUAACCUCACUUAUUGCACACAUUAUUCGACGACAGAAUAGAUAGAAUAUAAAAAAAAGAUGAAAACAAAUUACUCAGCCCUUGAUAUUUUUGGGAACAAUAUAUUAUGGUGGAUUCACGAGGACCUAAGAAAGAUGUACACCUAUGUUCUAUUUUCAUCUUCUGGAUAUUGUAGUGAACAAAUCGAGUUGGAAUUCUUCGAGAAGUUAAAAUGAACACAAAAUAUAUCGAACAUCUUUAGUAAAAUGUAGAAUAUCUUCUGAAUAAAUUUAAG
Molecule: messenger RNA, 1432 nt
Organism: Harmonia axyridis
Lineage: Eukaryota; Metazoa; Arthropoda; Insecta; Coleoptera; Coccinellidae
Product: odorant receptor 46a-like
Exons: 6
Coding region: 297-1106 (269 amino acids)
Biological process (GO): sensory perception of smell; detection of chemical stimulus involved in sensory perception of smell
Cellular component (GO): plasma membrane
Molecular function (GO): olfactory receptor activity; odorant binding
Source: RefSeq, a predicted model, not a curated record